AUGAAAAUAUUCUAAAAAGCAAAACAAUUAGUUACUCCAUUUACACUUCAUCUAAAAAAUUCACCUAUAGUUGUAAUGGACACUUUUUGUGAAAAAGGAAAUGAGUCUAAAUUUAAAGUUUUUACAGAUUAAUUAACAGGAGGUGAUAGUAAAGGUGUUGUUGUCUUUAAAGAAGAAGAUGAAGCUGGUAAGUAUAAUAUAUACAUUUUAGUUACAUUCUUAGGAUAAAUCCAAAUUGAUAAGAAAAAACAAUUAGAAUCAUUGCCUCAUGUUGGAAUUGAAUAUAAAUAUUCGAAAUCAGUCAAUAUUGCUAAAUUUACUAAAAUCUUGUUUAAAAUGAGAACAGAUGGUUAGAUCUAUAAAAUUAGAAUAGGAGUUAAUUCAUCUUAUGAUUUUGGACAACAUCAAGCUUAUGUAUAAAUAACAUUCAUAUUUAGGCAUAUAUUGUCGACCAAUCUUAAAUGUGGAAUACUUAUGUGAUACCUUUAAAAAACUUUGAACAUUAAGGUUUUGAUAAAGAAGUUCAAAGUCUUGAAUUGUCUGCAGAAGGAUUAUAAUUAUAUUAAUUUGACAUAAUGAAAGAAUCAAAAAUUAAUGAAAAGAUUGCUAUUCAAAUUAAAGAAUUUGCUAUUUCACAGGAAGAAUUAACAGAACAAGAAAUCAAUUUUAAAAGACCAAUAUUUUAUAAAUAUUUAUAAAAAUAGGAUAUCUUGGAUACAGGGAGAGAAAAAUAUAAUUAAAUACCUUAAAAUAAUAAUUAGAAAUCUAAUUAAAAUGGAAAAAGUAUAAAUAAUUGGUUCGAUUGA
Molecule: messenger RNA, 806 nt
Organism: Paramecium pentaurelia
Lineage: Eukaryota; Ciliophora; Oligohymenophorea; Peniculida; Parameciidae
Source: the annotation of a GenBank genome assembly